AUGAACGACCCCACGCGCGUAGUACGAGUAACAGCCUCGGAUGGCAAGAGCGGCGAGUCGCGCGAGCUCGCCUACACCAACUGCAAGGUCAUCGGCAACGGAUCUUUUGGCGUCGUCUUCCAGGCGCGUGUCGUCUCCGGCGGCAAUGGUAACCUCGUCGAAGGAGCUGGGGCCAGCCAAGAUCAGGGAGCGGCAGGGAGUGCGCCGAGGGAGAACCAGGAGGAUGUGGCUAUCAAGAAGGUGCUGCAGGAUAAGAGAUUCAAGAACCGCGAGCUCCAAAUCAUGCGCAUCGUCAAGCACCCAAACGUCGUCGACCUCCGCGCCUUCUUCUACUCCAACGGCGACAAGAAGGACGAAGUCUUCCUCAACCUCGUCCUCGAAUACGUCCCCGAGACAGUCUACCGCGCGUCGCGACACUACGCCAAGCUCAAGCAGCAGAUGCCCAUGUCCCUCAUCAAGCUAUACAUGUACCAGCUGCUGCGCUCCCUCGCCUAUAUCCACUCCAUCGGCAUCUGCCACCGCGACAUCAAGCCCCAGAACCUCCUCCUCAACCCAGCUACGGGCGUCCUCAAGUUGUGCGACUUUGGCUCCGCAAAGAUACUCGUGGCAGGAGAGCCCAAUGUGUCAUACAUCUGCUCGCGAUACUACCGUGCGCCUGAGCUCAUCUUUGGCGCCACAAACUACACGACGAACAUCGACAUCUGGAGUACAGGCUGCGUAAUGGCCGAGCUGAUGCAGGGGCAACCCCUCUUCCCAGGCGAGUCGGGUAUCGACCAGCUAGUCGAGAUCAUCAAAGUCCUCGGAACUCCCUCGCGUGAUCAGAUUAGGACGAUGAACCCAAACUACAUGGAACACAAGUUCCCGCAGAUCCGUCCACACCCAUUCAACAAGGUUUUCCGACCUCGCACACCCCCCGAGGCCAUCUCGCUCAUCUCGAACCUCCUCGAGUACACCCCUUCAGCCCGACUCACAGCGGUAGAGGCUAUGACCCACCCUUUCUUCGACGAGCUUCGUGCGGCCCCUGAAUUCCUCAUGCCAAACGGAAGGGCAGCCCCGCCGCUCUUUGAUUUCACGAGGGAGGAGCUCAGUGUCCGGCCGGAUCUGAUCCAUAAGCUUGUGCCGGAGCAUGCGAGGCAGGGAUUGAUUGAGAGGGGAAUCGAUGUGGAUAACUUUGAGCCGGUGCCGUUGGAACAGAUGAGAGUUUCCUUGGAUUGA
Messenger RNA from Jaminaea rosea, 1215 nucleotides. Its product is annotated as putative glycogen synthase kinase 3 alpha. Gene Ontology annotation, cellular component: cytoplasm. The transcript is spliced from 2 exons. Gene Ontology annotation, biological process: signal transduction; protein phosphorylation. Lineage: Eukaryota; Fungi; Basidiomycota; Exobasidiomycetes; Microstromatales. The coding region runs from base 1 to 1215 and encodes 404 amino acids. Gene Ontology annotation, molecular function: ATP binding; protein serine/threonine kinase activity; protein serine/threonine/tyrosine kinase activity. The record is from RefSeq and is a predicted model, not a curated record.